CCCCUACCCACUGAGGAGAUGGAUGAGGAUGGGCUUCCUCUCAUGGGGUCAGGCAUAGACCUGACUAAGGUGCCAGCUAUUCAACAGAAAAGAACGGUGGCAUUUCUAAACCAAUUUGUGGUGCACACUGUACAGUUCCUCAACCCCUUUUCUGCAGUUUGUGAGGAGAAGCUGGCAGACCUUUCCCUUCGUAUCCAGCAAAUUGAAACAACUCUCAAUAUUUUAGAUGCAAAGUUGCCAUCUAUCCCAGGGCUAGAUGAUGUCAUAUUUGAAGUAUCUCCUAUAAGUAUCACUAGGAUCACAAAUGAAACACAUUCUGAAACCACUGCAGAGCAAUCACAGAACAGUUUACAGGACUCUGGACCACAGGAAAGUGAAGUAACACCAGAAAAUAUCUUAACUGUAGCCAAGGACAUAAGAUUUGCCAGAUAUCUCAAAAUGGUUCAAGUGGGUGUUCCAGUGAUGGCAAUAAGAAACAAAGUGAUAUUGGAAGGACUAGACCCAGAUCUUCUUGAGAGGCCAGAUGCCCCAGUGCCUGAUGUAGAAGGUGAAAAAAAUACAGAAGAAAGUUCAGACAGCGAAUCUUCUUUUAGUGACUAA
Balaenoptera ricei (Rice's whale) is the source of this 600-nucleotide messenger RNA. RefSeq names its product WASH complex subunit 3-like. The transcript has a single exon. Gene Ontology annotation, biological process: exocytosis; actin filament polymerization. Gene Ontology annotation, cellular component: WASH complex. The coding region runs from base 19 to 600 and encodes 193 amino acids. NCBI's taxonomy places the organism in Eukaryota, Metazoa, Chordata, Mammalia, Artiodactyla, Balaenopteridae. The record is from RefSeq and is a predicted model, not a curated record.